AUGUUUCUAGUUAUCUGUUUAUUAUGCUGUCUGUUCACAUUUCAAUAUGUGGAAACUAAAUUAUCCAAAGGAGAAAAGCUAAUCUAUGAAUUUCAUAGAAAAGUUCGUGAAGCUGUAGAAAAUUGUCAAAUUCCUGGUCAACCACCAGCUAAAAAAUUGGAAAAUUUAAAAUGGAAUAAACUUCUAGCUGAAAAAGCUAAACAGCAAGCUAAACGAUGUAAAUAUGAUUCAAAUGAUCCGAAUGAUUUUAUUAUUGGCGAUUUUGAAUCAGUUGGACAAAAUCUUGCGGAUUAUCCAACUAUUGAAGGGGCAAUGAAAGAUUGGUUUGAAGAACAUAAAUCUUAUAAUUUUGACAAAAAUGAAUGUAGUGGAGAUUGUAAAAAUUAUAAACAAAUGGUAUGGAAUACCACUAAAUCCAUAGGUUGUGGUUAUAGUAAAUGUGAAAAGAACUAUUUAAUUGUGUGUAAUUAUUCACCUAGUGACUCCGAAGAAAGACCAUAUGAGACGAAACCGGAAAGUGAAUGUAAAACACCAGAAUAG
Molecule: messenger RNA, 540 nt
Organism: Schistosoma turkestanicum
Lineage: Eukaryota; Metazoa; Platyhelminthes; Trematoda; Strigeidida; Schistosomatidae
Source: the annotation of a GenBank genome assembly